CGUAGUUCUGUAAAUUUUGUUCUAGGAGCAAACAAGAAAAAAUAUUUUAGUAGUCAAAAUUAACGAGAUAUAAAAAGAAAUUUUAGCAAAACAAUUUAUUUUAGCUAUUUUAAUUUAAAAUAUAGUUAAUUUUAGAGUGUUAUAGUAGAAAAUUAAUUAAAUAUGGGUAACGAGACUUCUUUACCCAUGGAGAUGUGCUCCAACUUUGAUGCCGAUGAAAUUCGUCGUCUCGGCAAACGUUUUCGUAAAUUGGAUUUGGAUAAUUCGGGUGCAUUAAGUGUAGAUGAAUUUAUGUCAUUACCAGAAUUACAACAAAAUCCAUUGGUACAGCGUGUUAUCGAUAUAUUUGAUGCCGAUGGAAAUGGUGAAGUAGAUUUUAAAGAGUUUAUUCAAGGUGUAUCACAAUUUAGUGUUAAAGGUGAUAAACUAUCAAAAUUACGGUUCGCAUUUCGUAUCUAUGAUAUGGAUAAUGAUGGUUACAUAUCAAAUGGUGAACUGUUUCAGGUGCUUAAAAUGAUGGUAGGUAAUAAUCUUAAAGAUACACAACUUCAACAAAUUGUAGAUAAAACAAUUUGUUUUGCCGAUAAAGAUGGAGAUGGUAAAAUUUCCUUUGAUGAAUUUUGUUCGGUUGUCGGUAAUACAGAUAUUCACAAGAAAAUGGUUGUUGAUGUUUAAGUUUCAAUUAUAUAUAUAUGUAUGUAUAUAUAUAAUUAAUAAAUUAAUUAAAAUAUUUUAUAUUUUUUUAAAUUUUUAAACAAUUUUUUCAUUUUAUAUUUCAUAAAAAAUAAAGUAACAAAAAAAAAGAGAAUAUUAUUAUUUUUCUUUCUUCUUUCUUUAUCUUUUAAUAAUAUAUUUUUCGUUAUUUUUUUUUAUGAAUCAAUUUUAUUAAAAAAAAAAAACCUUUUAUGACUACUUAAAAAAUAUUAAAUUAUAUAUACCUAUUAAUAUAUUAAAAUAAAAUAUCUUUUUUAUUAUUAUUAUAAUUAUAUUAAAAAAAAUAAUUAUAAAUUAAAAAAAUUCACAAAAAAUGUGAAAUAUAUAAAAAGAAAAAUUAAAAAAAAAAUAAAUAAAUAAAUUUAUAAAUGAAAAAAAAAAACUAAAACAAAAAAAGAAAAAACUCUAUAUAUUUUCUUUUCCUUUUUAUACUAUCUAAAAACAAAUAAAUAAAUUAUAUAUUAAAAAAAACACAAAAAAAAGAUAUAAAAAAAGCAAAGCAAAAAAUAAAUUGAAAAAAAAAUUGUAUCUAUCUACCUUAAAUUUAAAUUUAAAAUUAAUAUUAAAGAGAAUUAAAUGAAUAAAAAUAAUGAUAUUUAAUUUUAAGACAAAAACAAAAAUUUAUUUAAAAUAAAAAAAAACAAAACAUAAUUAUAAAUUAUUAUAAAAGUAAUAAUAAUAAAUAUUAAUAAACAAUGAAAGCAAAACAAUUGUUAUCAUCAUACAUCUCUGUUUCUCUUUUGAUAUAAAAAUAAUAUUAGCAGAUCAAAUAAGUAAAAAAAAACAAAACGUGCAUAAAUUUUACAUUAACAUUCAAAAUAAAAUAAAUACCAUUUGCAUUAGAUAAAAUAAUUGAAAAGAAAAAAAAAAUAAGUUAAAAAUAAAUUAUAAAUUACAAAAAAAAAACAAAAUUAUUGAAAUAUAAAAAUACACAAAUAAAACAAAAAAAAAAAACAGAUUAUGUAAAAUUAAUUUAAUUAAAAGCGGAAAUAAUUUUAAAAAAAAAAUUCAAAACAAAAAAAAAUAUGUAAAUUUUAAUAUUAAAAAAUAAAUAAAGAAAAUAUUUUAUAGCCUUAAAAAUUCUAAAUAAAUAAAUUUCUCAAAAAUACAAAAAUAUCUUUAAAUAAA
This is a messenger RNA of Condylostylus longicornis, 1842 nucleotides long. Its product is annotated as calcineurin subunit B type 1. The coding region runs from base 163 to 675 and encodes 170 amino acids. The transcript has 4 exons. The record is from RefSeq and is a predicted model, not a curated record. Lineage: Eukaryota; Metazoa; Arthropoda; Insecta; Diptera; Dolichopodidae. Gene Ontology annotation, molecular function: calcium ion binding; calcium-dependent protein serine/threonine phosphatase regulator activity.